AGCAGACCUGAUUCCUAAAAGGAGAGCCACAGAAAGAGCUGGCUGCCAGGGACAUUGGAUCCGCCUACUCCAGUGAGGAAGGCGGUGCUGUCUCGUCUUCCAGGCCCACGUGCCCAACCAGCUGGGACUUGCCUAGAGCCGCGCAUAAAUCAAAAGGGCCGCACACCCUCCCAGCCCAGAACAAAGCCAGCAGUAAACAGCCCGAGGGCCCUACGCUCAGCCAGCCAAUGGCCAUAGAAAUGGGGCGGGACCUCGGGGAUAAUGGACCAAUAGGAAGUGGUGGGGUUUGAGCUCUCCCCGGGUCCUAGGGCGGCCCGGGUUUGCAGCCCCCGCCCCAGGCCAUGUGGGAGCCUCACAGCGCCGAGGCGUUCGCGGCGGCCCUCGGCGGGGUCUUCUUCCUGCUUCUCUUCGCCCUGGGCGUCCGCCAGCUGCUGAAGCAGAGACGGCCGUCGGGCUUCCCCCCGGGACCGUCGGGGCUGCCAUUUAUCGGCAACAUCUACUCACUGGCUGCCUCGGCCGAACUCCCCCAUGUCUACAUGAAAAAGCAGAGCCAGGUGUACGGCGAGAUCUUCAGUUUGGAUCUUGGAGGUAUAUCAGCUGUGGUUCUAAAUGGCUAUGAUGUAGUAAAGGAAUGCCUUGUUCAUCAAAGUGAAAUUUUUGCAGACAGACCAUGUCUUCCUUUAUUCAUGAAGAUGACAAAAAUGGGAGGCUUACUCAAUUCCAGAUAUGGCCGAGGAUGGAUUGAUCACAGAAAAUUAGCUGUAAAUAGCUUUCGCUGUUUUGGAUAUGGCCAGAAAUCUUUUGAAUCUAAAAUCUUAGAAGAAACCAAAUUUUUCAUUGAUGCUGUUGAAACAUACAAUGGUAGCCCUUUUGACUUAAAACAAUUAGUAACAAAUGCUGUUUCAAAUAUAACCAAUCUGGUCAUUUUUGGAGAACGAUUCACUUAUGAAGACACUGAUUUUCAGCACAUGAUUGAGUUAUUUAGUGAAAAUGUGGAACUAGCUGCCAGUGCCUCAGUCUUCCUCUAUAAUGCCUUUCCAUGGAUUGGCAUCUUACCUUUUGGAAAACAUCAACAGCUGUUUAGAAAUGCAGCUGUGGUCUAUGACUUUCUCUCUAGGCUUAUUGAAAAAACUUCCAUCAACAGAAAACCGCAGUUACCUCAGCAUUUUGUUGAUGCUUAUUUAGAUGAGAUGGAAAGAAGUAAAAAUGACCCAUCAUCUACUUUCUCCAAAGAAAACCUAAUUUUUUCUGUGGGUGAACUCAUCAUUGCUGGAACUGAAACUACAACUAAUGUGCUACGGUGGGCAGUUCUUUUCAUGGCCCUUUAUCCUAACAUUCAAGGACAAGUUCAGAAAGAGAUUGACUUAAUUAUAGGACCCAGUGGGAAGCUUUCUUGGGAUGACAAGUGCAAAAUGCCUUAUACCGAGGCAGUUUUGCAUGAAGUUUUAAGAUUCUGUAACAUAGUGCCAUUAGGGAUUUUCCAUGCAACCUCUGAGGAUGCAGUUGUACGUGGUUAUUCCAUUCCCAAAGGCACAACAGUAAUCACAAAUCUUUAUUCUGUACACUUUGACGAAAAGUAUUGGAGAGACCCAGAAAUAUUCUAUCCAGAGCGAUUUCUGGACAGCAGUGGAUAUUUUUCCAAGAAGGAAGCUUUGGUUCCCUUUUCCCUAGGGAGAAGACAUUGUCUUGGAGAACAGCUGGCUCGGAUGGAAAUGUUCCUGUUUUUCACAACAUUGCUUCAGAGGUUUCAUUUGCAUUUUCCACAUGAACUGGUUCCAAACCUGAAGCCCAGGUUAGGCAUGACAUUGCAACCCCAGCCCUACCUCAUCUGUGCAGAAAGACGCUGAAAGUACACAGAUGUUUUGUGGAACAAGCUGUUCGCCUCACCCCCAAACCUUGUUUAAUUCUGUGUUUGGACAGGAAUCACAGCAUCAUAAAGCCAAA
Odocoileus virginianus texanus is the source of this 1944-nucleotide messenger RNA. It is a transcript of the gene CYP2R1, whose product is annotated as cytochrome P450 family 2 subfamily R member 1. Gene Ontology annotation, molecular function: iron ion binding; oxidoreductase activity, acting on paired donors, with incorporation or reduction of molecular oxygen, reduced flavin or flavoprotein as one donor, and incorporation of one atom of oxygen; heme binding. NCBI's taxonomy places the organism in Eukaryota, Metazoa, Chordata, Mammalia, Artiodactyla, Cervidae. The record is from RefSeq and is a predicted model, not a curated record. Gene Ontology annotation, cellular component: cytoplasm; intracellular membrane-bounded organelle. Gene Ontology annotation, biological process: xenobiotic metabolic process.